CAUCCUUGCACACUCCGGCUCAGCCCUAUCUUCUCACUCUCUACUGUCUCCACCGCCCUGUAGGGGAGGCCAGGCCGCCAAGCCUGCUCCGACCAGGGUGUCGAAUCCGGUCAAGCUCCCGACGGUUUUGAGCAAACUUUCCCUCGACUCACUUUCUUCCUUUGUCUACCAUCUUUCCACAAGUUGGCCCUGCAGGACUCGAUCCUCCGUAUGCCUACUAAGACCAUUGUCACCGUCAACAGCAAUGGGCGCCAGUCGGCAAGCCUCAUCCGCGUUGCAUCUGCGGUAGGAUGGCAGGUCCGCGCUCAGAUGCGUGACAAGAACGGAAUAGUGGCUGAAGAACUCUCGGAACUGCCCAACGUCACUGUCUUCAUCGGCGCCUUGGAGGACCCCAAAUUCCUGGCGAACCUGUUCAAGAAUGCGCAGCUGGCCUUCAUCAACACGACGCAUUGGGGAGACGAGGUUGCCAUUGGCCGGUCAUUAGCCGAUGCGGCGAAAAAGGCUGGAAUCCAACACUACAUUUUCAGCAGCAUGCCCGAUCACUCCAUCUACAAUGAGAACUGGAAGGCAUUGCCGAUGUGGGCGCAGAAGUACACGGUUGAGAACUACAUUCGCCAAAUCGGGCUUCCAGCCACGUUUGUCUACUGCGGAAUCUACCACAACAACUUCACCAGCCUCAACUACCCGCUGUUCAGAAUGGAGCUCCAAGACGACGGCAGCUUUGUCUGGCGAGCACCGUUCCAUCCCGAUAUCCCCUUGCCAUGGCUGGACGCAGAGCAUGAUGUGGGUCCAGCAGUUCUGCAAAUCUUCAAAGAAGGUCCGCGGAAGUGGGGCGGCAAGAGGAAUCCUAGUGUCGCCUUGGCCUUUUCAGAGCUCACUCCCAAGGAAGUCUGCAGAGCCUUCGCUAAGGGCCUUGGCCGUCGCGUCAAGUACAACCGCGGACCAAUCGAGAUCGCCGUUCCUGUGCCAGCCGGUUACCGCCAUCAUCUACAAGCUCUCGAGGACACUCUAGGUCGCCAAUCCGCGCCGUACUUCGGCCCCGAACUCGAGAAGAACUGCACCGAGCAAGCGCUGGAGCUGUGGGAGGGCUACCGAGACAUCGAGGAGUACGCCCGCGAAGUGUUCCCCGUGGAGGAGUCAGCGAAUGGGUUGACGUGGAUGGAGGAGGGCGAGACGGAGCAACCCGAGGUGGAGUUGGAUUUCCAAGGCAGCUGCUAGAAACUUCUCUUUUGCAUUGCGACGGCGUUAACAUUCCGGCAGGCCCUGGCUUGUAAAAGAUGCCGGCAUUUCAUUCCGCCUGGUGAUGGCGUUGGCGACCGGAUCACUGGCUAGUGACUGGGUAAGGUUGGCUGGGGAGGCUCUCUGCUCAGCUAGGGCAAUUUGGAAUAUCC
Mytilinidion resinicola is the source of this 1391-nucleotide messenger RNA. RefSeq names its product NmrA-domain-containing protein. The coding region runs from base 211 to 1218 and encodes 335 amino acids. The record is from RefSeq and is a predicted model, not a curated record. NCBI's taxonomy places the organism in Eukaryota, Fungi, Ascomycota, Dothideomycetes, Mytilinidiales, Mytilinidiaceae. The transcript is spliced from 2 exons.